Ceutorhynchus assimilis (cabbage seed weevil) is the source of this 180-nucleotide messenger RNA. NCBI's taxonomy places the organism in Eukaryota, Metazoa, Arthropoda, Insecta, Coleoptera, Curculionidae. The record is from the annotation of a GenBank genome assembly.
AUGGCCCUUUCAAGCGCAAUUUACAAUACUCUUUUCAAGAGAACAUCAACCUUCGCCCUGAUUAUUGUUGGAUCAGCGUUUUUCUUUGAAAGGGGCUUUGAUUUGGGAUGCGACACAUUUUUUGAUAGCUACAACAAAGGGAAACAAUGGAAAGACAUCAAGGGCAACUACUCCCAGUGA